AUGCUAUUUGUGCCCUUGUCCCAUUACCCCCCCUCCCCCCACCCCAUUCCCACCUCCCUCCUUUACUCUCCAUUGCAUCUAUUGUAUCUCCUAUCCUGUUCCCCCAUUUCGUCCCUCUCCCUUUCCGUACUCCUCCUCCCCUCCACUUCUCCCUUUUCUCUCCUUCUCCCUCUUUUUCUCCCCCUUUUCUUGGUUCGAUUUCCCUCGUUCUUUGUGGAUUCUCUUUCCCGUGUGCAGGCUGCUGACUCAGCAGCGGCGGCCGAGGCGGACGCGUCAGCGCCUGCUGACGUGGCAAUCCCUGGGAACGCCAGCACACGCCAGCUGGUCGAGCUGGCAGCGCGACAGGUGGCGGAUGAAGUCCGGGCAUCAAUGGAGGAAACGGACCUUGCCCGUUUGAGGGAUGUCAUUGGAGCUACAGUGCGCAGAACAGGCAAGUGGACUGCCGCCCUUGCUGCCCGCUCCUGCCCGCAAUGCCCUGACUGCUCGCUCACUCCGCCGUCCACAAUCGGGCCGGUCUGCACUGCACCGGGAUUCGUCAACUGCAGCUGCCCGAGCGGGCAGUCGGGCAGGCGAAAGUUUCCGAAGCGGACCGAGAAGCCGCUGUGCACGGACGGCGCGUCGCCUGGCAGGUGGAAAAGCUACAGCCAAUGGGAGGCCGACAACUACUCGCUGUCGCGGCUACUGGCGAAUGAAUUUGCGCGGCAGUGUGGGAUGCAGCGCCGGUCAUGGGAUGGUGACAAGGCUAGAAGCACGUUGCUGGAUACCCGGGCUGAUCAACAGGUGGCAGAAGGUGGGAAGGGUGGUGGUGGGGGGAGGAGGAGGAGACUGGCGGGUGGUGUGAUGCUAGAGGGAAGAGGAGGAAGAGGAGGCGGAGGGGGAGGAGGGGCGGUUGAUGCUGGUUGGUUGAAUGGGGGGGCAAGUGCGGGGGAGAGAGCAGCAGAUGGGGACUGGGAUGGAAUGGAGGGAGGGGAGAUGGAGGAGUGGGAGGUCCCUCAGGAUUUGAGAAGUGAAGGAGAGGAGGAGAGUGUGGGUGAGAGGGUGGGUGAGAGAGUGGGUGAGAGUGUGGGGGAGGACGGGAAGAGCAGGAGGGUGGGUGGCAGGAGGCGGUUGCUUAUGUCGCGAGGCGAGUGGCCGCGAGUGACUUAUCUGUUCCGAGGGAAGAUGGCUCACCAGAGGCAUCCUGAGGAGAACGCCACAGAGGAGCGGGAUCUGAACAACAAGUUCCUGGAGUCGUUCAAGCAACCAGGGGGGCAGCAGCCUGACUUCCUCAUCAUGAGCAUUGGAGCGCACGAGGUGAUUGGGUGGAAUCGCCGCCCCCCGCCAGACCUGGAUGUAGCCACGUUCAAGAAAGACAUGGAGGAGCUGCUACAGCUGCUGAGGGGGAGCUACAACCGGGAGAAAGGCAUGCUGCUGUGGUGGAAGGCGCACUACAUCUGGCCAGGCAAGGUUACCGGGCAGGACUAUUUCACAAUCGGCCAGAGCUUAUAUGGAAGCCGGAUGGAGUACACUACGGCUCUGAAGCUUUGGCUGUACACUCCAAGAUUUUAG
Molecule: messenger RNA, 1548 nt
Organism: Closterium sp. Yama58-4
Lineage: Eukaryota; Viridiplantae; Streptophyta; Zygnematophyceae; Desmidiales; Closteriaceae
Source: the annotation of a GenBank genome assembly